Messenger RNA from Knipowitschia caucasica, 723 nucleotides. Lineage: Eukaryota; Metazoa; Chordata; Actinopteri; Gobiiformes; Gobiidae. The record is from the annotation of a GenBank genome assembly.
AUGGAUUUUUUAUUAUUUUCUACAUGGGCUUGUCUGUCAACAUGUUUAUCUUUUAGUACUUUAGCAGAUGACUGCAACUUUAAAGUAUCAAUGGAAUUGAAAAAGACUGGUUUCCAUAGGGAAUUGGAGACGAUUGUCCUGUUCAAAAACAAGCACUUUGACAAGAUGUUGUUGGUAUACAGCUGGCCAAAAGACAUCUAUGUUGAUCCUUUUCAACUCUCAUCGUUGAGGAACCAAAUCAACUGGGAGAUGUUACUAGGUACUACCAUGGACCUUGAGUUGCCAGCUCACAAGUCUUCUGGAUUUCGCACAUACCUGUUUCUAAAAAUGGAAGAAAUAACAGCUGGACACAUGAAAUUGACAAUACCAAUCCAUGGUCGUUACCAAAAACCCUCCUUCAAUGGCAAUGCUUUCAACUCCAUAGAUAUAUAUCCCCCCAAUCUACUGCUUCGUCCUGUUGAAACGUGUACCCAAGUCAACAACUUUGGCUCUGUCACAACCACUGUUGUGGAUGCACCGUGCACUGCAAAGAACUCAAGCAUCUGUCAGUGGGCUAAUGUUCACUUUCAUCAGCCUGAUCCUGUGAUACUACAACUUCCUGUUGGAGAUGCAUCACUUGUCAUUCAUCGUAAGCCCGAGACUCGUGGAUCGAUCGGGGGUUUAGCUGUUGUGGGUUUCUCCGGUUCCCAUUGGUGCUUCCUCACCGGCUGCAUGCUGAUGUGA